Molecule: messenger RNA, 1044 nt
Organism: Penaeus monodon (black tiger shrimp)
Lineage: Eukaryota; Metazoa; Arthropoda; Malacostraca; Decapoda; Penaeidae
Product: long-chain-fatty-acid--CoA ligase 3-like
Exons: 2
Coding region: 1-1044 (347 amino acids)
Cellular component (GO): membrane; endoplasmic reticulum
Molecular function (GO): long-chain fatty acid-CoA ligase activity
Source: RefSeq, a predicted model, not a curated record
AUGUACACAAGCGGUUCAAUGAGUCUUCCGAAGGGCACGGAGCUAACGCACGCUAGCAUAGUAAGUGCGAUCAUAUCAUAUGCCUAUGCGGCAGAUGUCCGCGAAGACGACCGCUUUCUGGCCUUCCUUCCCCUCGCCCACGUGAUGGAGUUUUGCACCGAAAUCGCUCUUGUAGCCCUGAACAACGUGAUUAUGUAUGGGUCGCCAAAGACGUUGACCAACAACAGCCCUAAAAUCAUGCCGGGCACACUAGGCGACGCACAGGUGGCUAAGCCUACGUACAUAAACGCGGUGCCGCUCGUCCUCGACAGAAUCGUCGAUGGCGUCAUGGAGCGGGUCAAGGAAAAGAGCAAUUUCAUGCAAAACAUUUUUGCGAAAGCUCUUGCAAAGAAGGAAUCGCAGGAGACCUCGGCGUUUGUGAAAAAACUCAUCGACCUUAUGGUGUUUAGACAAGCCAUCCCCGGGGAGAAGUUCUCGUGGGUGGACCUAAACGUCGUGAAUGGAUACUUCCUGAGGCCUGAGAAGACGAAGGAGGCGUUUUUCGAGAUGGAUGGCGUGCGUUGGUUCAAGACUGGCGACAUCGCCGAGAUCGACGACACAGGUGCUAUUCGCAUUAUCGACCGCAUUGGCGACAUCAUAAAACUCGACAAUGGUGAGUACAUUGCUUUAGGCAAAAUCGAAAUGUAUCUGAAGGAACACCCCGUUAUAGAGAACUUAUUUGUGAAUGCGAAAGCCGGCGCUCGAGGCUGUGUUUGCAUUGCAGUUCCCAAUGAACAGCAAAUAAAGAAAAUUGCAAGGGCCCUGAAAUUAGAUGCCAGCAGAAGCUACCGAAGCCUCUGUCGGCACCCUGAAGUGGUGGCCAAUGUGUUGGAUGCUCUGCAGAAGUUUGGCAAAGAGAAAGGACUUAGAAAGUGCGAUAUCCCGCUUGCUCUGUACCUGUCCCAUAUUCCGUGGGUGCCAAGCUGUGGUCUUGUUGGACCUGCGUUCAAGCUGAGAAGGAAAGCACUCGAGUUCCAUUUCCAAGAUGUACUAAAGAGAAUGUAA